Molecule: messenger RNA, 771 nt
Organism: Ophidiomyces ophidiicola
Lineage: Eukaryota; Fungi; Ascomycota; Eurotiomycetes; Onygenales; Onygenaceae
Exons: 3
Coding region: 1-771 (256 amino acids)
Biological process (GO): maturation of 5.8S rRNA; regulation of gene expression
Cellular component (GO): exosome (RNase complex); nucleolus
Molecular function (GO): RNA binding; DNA binding
Source: RefSeq, a predicted model, not a curated record
AUGGAUUUAAUGCCACUAGUGGGCCAACUUGAGGAUGAUAUUGAUGAUUUGGAGGAUAUUUUAGAGCCGCUCUUGAAACAGAGCGUAUCUUCAACAACACAGAACAUGACUGUCAUGGACAAGGCGAAGUUUCAUGUUCUCAUCACAUACACUAUUGAGUCUCUUCUUUUCUCAUAUUUACGUUUGCAGGGUGUAAAUGCGAGGGAGCACCCCGUGUUCAAAGAACUAACACGGGUAAAACAAUAUUUUGCAAAAAUAAAAAAUUCAGAAGCUGUACCAGAGAAACCAACGAUGACAAUUGACAAACAGGCAGUUACCAGAUUUAUUAAACACGACUUAGCCGGAAAUAAUAGAAUUGACCUAGAGCGAGCGGAAAGGGAAGCGAAAGAAAGGGCCAUGGCUCAACUUAGAGCAGCCCAGUUAGCUAAAAAGAGAGCUGCUGUUACUGCUAGUUUAGCACCUCCACCAAGUGCUGCCCCCCCCGUUCCCGAAGAUUCCCGUGGCGCUGAAGAACAAGACGAUGAAUCGAACCAAGAUGGUGAUGAUGCAACAAUGGAAGAUAACGCGAAUGAGGGUUUCGAGAAAACAAUUCAAGCAGAUGAAUUCAUAAAACUCAAUGAGGGUAUUGGUGGUGAUGGGAAGAAACGAAGUAAGAAACAAAGGCGCGAUGCGGCAGACGGCCGAAGGCAAAGAUCAUUUAGAGCUGAAAAGAGGCGUAUGAAAAAGUUGAAAAAGCGAGCAGCUGACGACCAAAAAAAUAAAACUAGAUGA